This is a messenger RNA of Thlaspi arvense, 1470 nucleotides long. The record is from the annotation of a GenBank genome assembly. Lineage: Eukaryota; Viridiplantae; Streptophyta; Magnoliopsida; Brassicales; Brassicaceae.
AUGGGAAGCGAUACCGAAGCAGAGAAGUCGAUUCAAAAGGAGAAGAAGAGGGUCAUAACUCUUGCUCCUAUCGCUAAACCUCUUGCCGGAAAAAAGCUCCAGAAGAGGACAUUCAAACUCAUUCAAAAAGCUGCUGGAAAGAAAUGCUUGAAGAGAGGUGUAAAGGAAGUAGUUAAGAGCAUAAGACGUGGCCAGAAAGGAGUAUGUGUUAUAGCUGGAAACAUAUCUCCCAUCGAUGUGAUUACUCACCUUCCCAUCUUGUGUGAGGAAGCUGGUGUUCCUUAUGUAUACGUUCCAUCCAAAGAAGAUCUUGCGCAAGCUGGGGCAACCAAACGACCAACUUGCUGUGUCUUGGUCAUGCUUAAACCGGCAAAGGGAGAGCUAAGUGCAGAAGAUCUUGAAAAGUUGAAGACUGACUACGAGCAAGUCGCUGACGAUAUCAAAGAGCUUUCAUCUUCUGAGCGAGAGGAUAACUGGCGGCACAAUGCUUUACCUGCACAACGAGUGUUUGCAGAUGUUGCAAAGGCGAUCUCAAAGUUCGAGCCUGUGACAGUCUGUGCAAGCUCGGCACAGUGGGAAAACGCAAGGAAACAGCUUCCAGAGGAUAUAAGAGUUGUUGAGAUGAGCAUGAAUGAUUCUUGGUUCCGUGACUCUGGACCAACUUUCGUUGUGCGGAAAAAACCAUCUAAGCUCAGUUCUUUUAACCGGAACGUUGCUGGAAUCGACUGGAAUUUCAAUGCCUGGGGAGGAGCUGAUGAAGGUUGUUACAAUGAUUGGAGUGAUGACCUUCUAGUUUCAAAGAAGAUUCUCGCUGUUGAGCGAAUUCCAAGAUUUCAACAUUCGAUGAUUCUUGAAGGAGGCAGCAUCCAUGUCGACGGGGAAGGAACCUGCCUUGUCACAGAAGAAUGUCUCUUGAACAAAAACCGGAACCCUCAUCUGAGUAAAGAGCAAAUAGAGGAAGAACUCAAAAAGUAUCUCGGAGUCAAAACAUUUAUCUGGCUUCCUCGGGGCCUCUACGGUGAUGAUGACACAAACGGCCACAUUGAUAACAUGUGCUGCUUUGCUAAACCAGGAGUUGUGCUAUUGUCUUGGACAGACGAUGAAACCGAUCCCCAAUACGAAAGAUCCGUUGAAGCCCUUUCGGUUUUAUCAAACUCCAUCGAUGCUCGUGGCAGGAAGAUUCAAGUCAUCAAACUUCACGAAGGUGAAGCUAAACCAAGGCUUGCAGGGACAAGACUCGCAGCGUCGUAUGUGAAUUUCUAUAUAGCUAAUGGAGGAAUAAUCGCGCCGCAAUUCGGUGACGCAAAACGCGAUGAAGAAGCGAUUCGUGUCCUCUCAGAGACAUAUCCUCAUCACUCGGUUGUGGGAAUCGAGAAUGCAAGAGAGAUCGUUCUAGCUGGAGGAAACAUACAUUGUAUUACGCAACAGCAGCCGGCGGAGCCUAUUUCCCUCGCCGACAACGGCCAUUAA